Echinops telfairi (small Madagascar hedgehog) is the source of this 930-nucleotide messenger RNA. Its product is annotated as E3 ubiquitin-protein ligase TRIM69-like. Gene Ontology annotation, molecular function: protein binding. Lineage: Eukaryota; Metazoa; Chordata; Mammalia; Afrosoricida; Tenrecidae. The record is from RefSeq and is a predicted model, not a curated record. The transcript is spliced from 2 exons.
AUGUUUCAGGAAAACAAGCUUCAUCUGCAACAACACAUCUCUUUGGGGUUUCUAAAGCUGCAUCAGUUCCUGCGCAGCAGAGAAAAGGAUAUCUUAAAUGAGCUGCAGGAAGAGGGGAGAGGCCUCAGUGAGGAGAUGGAGCUGAAUCUGAACCAACUUCAAGAGCAGUGUAUGCUGAACAAGGAGACGGUGAGCAUCCAGUCCCGGAUGGAACAACAGAACUCCUUCGACUUUCUCAAAGACAUCACAAAUGUCUUAGAUAGCUUGGAGCAAGGAAUGAGGGUUCUGGCACCCAGCGAACUCAUCAGCAGAAAGCUGAACCUAGGCCAAUACAAAGGUCCUAUGCAGUACAUGAUAUGGAGGAACAUGCAGUACACCCUCUCUCAAGGCUUAUCUCCACUAACUUUGGACCCUAAAGCCCCCCACCCAAAUCUAGUGCUCUCCAAAAGUCGAACCAGUGUGUGGCAUGGUGAGUCAGCCACAAUGCCUGAUGAUCCAGAGAGGUUUGACUCAAGCAUAGCUGUGCUGGGCUCCAAAGGCUUUACAUCUGGAAGGUGGUAGUGGGAAGUAGAAGUAGCAAAGAAGGCAAAAUGGACAUUUGGCGUUGUCAAAGAAUCAAUAAUUCAGAAGGGCAGUUGUCCCCUGACUCCUGAACAAGGAUUCUGGCUUGUAAGACUAAGGAACCAAAGUGGUCUAAAGGCCCUGGAUUUGCCUUCCUGUAGUCUGAAGCUGAAAAGCAGCAUCGAAAAGGUGGGGCUAUACCUGGACUAUGAAGGGGGCCAGUUGUCCUUCUACAGUGCUACAACCAUGAUCCACAUUUAUACCUUUGAUAGCACUUGUACUGAGAAACUUUAUCCUUACUUUUGCCCCUGCCUGAAUGAUGGUGGAGAAAAUAAAGAACCAUUGCAGAUCUUACACCCACAGGAAUGA